Molecule: messenger RNA, 1128 nt
Organism: Bactrocera neohumeralis
Lineage: Eukaryota; Metazoa; Arthropoda; Insecta; Diptera; Tephritidae
Exons: 1
Coding region: 1-1128 (375 amino acids)
Biological process (GO): DNA repair; telomere maintenance
Molecular function (GO): ATP hydrolysis activity; DNA helicase activity
Source: RefSeq, a predicted model, not a curated record
AUGGCUGAUGAUUUCAAUGAAUACAAACGGGAAAUGGUGACUUUGUAUACUCCAUUCCGAGACGAAGAAAAUGAAAUUCUUGCAGAAACUAAAUUCACACAGAUUUACGACGACAACGAAAUGUUGAUUUUGGAGCGACAUAAAGAAUUCUCAUCGAAUUUAGAUAUCCAGAAAACCAUCGAGAUAUGCCGAAAGUUGUGUCGUGAAGAUGAAUUAAAUCAAAAUGAUGAUGCUGAAGGAGACAACGUAGGUCGCCUUUUUCCUGAAGCAAAUCCUUUUCAAGAAUUGUAUAACGCUGACCACAUAAUGAACGACGAUCUGCGGUUAGCAACACUUAACAAACUGGGUGCUAUCGCAAAGAAGAGGGAUAAUUUAAUGUCUAAUGAACAAUUUUAUGAACUAAGGAGAAUGGCCAAUCAGAGGCAGAAAGCACUCCUGAUGCAUGUGAUUGCUAAUCUCCUCUCAUCAAACCGAUCACCACUCCAAGUUUUCUUCACUGGGCCAGUAGGAUGUGGGAAGACAUUCCUCAUUAGACUCCUCAUGGAAAUUUACAACCGCUUCAUAGAUAAUGAUGGUUUUUGCAAUGCUUGCAUCGCAUUUGCAUCAACAGGAAAGGCUGCAAUAGCAAUUGAUGGUACGACAAUCCACACUGCAUUGAAAAUAUCCCUUUCCAAACUAUUACCAUUAUCAAUUGAAGUGGCUCAACAGUACAGAAUGCUAAUCAAAUACGUCCAAGUUAUACUCAUCGAUGAGGUCAGUAUGGUAGGAGCGGAAUUGCUGUCUCAAAUUGACGCACGGUUAAAACAAAUAACAGGAAAUUUUCAAGAUAAUUUUGGAGGAAUGGAUAUCAUUUUCAUAGGUGAUUUGCGUCAGUUACCUCCAGUGCGUGCUACACCCAUCUAUCAAGCAACAAAACGACGCAUAGCAGCACCAACACUUUGGCGUGACUUGAAGUUCUAUGAAUUGGAUAAAGUCAUGAGACAAGCGAAUGCUGAUUUCGCCUCUUUAUUAACUAAAAUUGGAAAUGGCGAAGAAUUGGAUCAAGAACAGAUACACCUAAUCGAAUCUCGUUUUAUACAAGAGAGGAAGCAGAUCGUCUUUGUCCACAUGGAAUUCGGCUAUAUUUGA